Messenger RNA from Sinocyclocheilus grahami, 1695 nucleotides. RefSeq names its product cytochrome b561 family, member A3a (gene cyb561a3a). NCBI's taxonomy places the organism in Eukaryota, Metazoa, Chordata, Actinopteri, Cypriniformes, Cyprinidae. The coding region runs from base 643 to 1386 and encodes 247 amino acids. Gene Ontology annotation, molecular function: oxidoreductase activity. Gene Ontology annotation, cellular component: lysosomal membrane. The record is from RefSeq and is a predicted model, not a curated record. The transcript is spliced from 6 exons.
CGGUUAAACAGGAAAUUAUCGUGUCGCAAGCAGGGCUGCUUUUCUCAAAAACAUCGCGAGCUUCGUCCGUCGUUAAAGUUUGUAUACAUUGGUUUUGUCUCUAGCAUGACAUCAAGUAAAAUCACAUUAUCUUGUGUUAACAGUCAAUGUUAUUAUUCUAACAGGCAAUACUGAAGUAGUUUGCGCGGGUACUUCGUCUGUUUUUGAGUGUCCUCGUACUGGCAUUACGUCACAGAAAGAUACAAACGACAAUAAUAAUGAAAAACUACAAAACUUGAAAAAUAAACAAGCACUCCCUAAGCGUAUGCCUUAAAACCUAUGGGUCUUAUUUUUAGAACAUCAUUUUGGUUACAUUGUUUCCUUGCGUCAUGGAAUGAAUUUGAACAGUUCUCUAUUUAUUGAGUUCUCUGUUUGUACGGUAUUUGUAGUGUUGAGUGAGUGACAUAAUGUCCAGUUCAUCCUUAUGAUUGCUAGUCCCUUUUUGCUGUUCCUCAUUUCUGCUAUUUGUUUGCCAUCUGGUCUGCUGGCAGAUGAAAUCGAAAAUCAUGAUGGGGAAUCAUGGAAAGAGGAACUGAGAUCAACAAAAACCGCUGUCACGAGGCUGUUUGAAAUUUGUAAGACAUCAGAUAAAGCACUCACAGGAUGAGAGGAAUUCUUCAAUUUUACCUAACCUAUGUGCUGUGCCUGAUGUUGGGGAUCACCUGUGUGGCAUUAGUAGCUCACUGGAAUUACAGCUAUAGAGGUGGAUUUGCAUGGGACGGCUCAGUCAAGCAGUUCAACUGGCACCCAGUCUUCAUGGUCACUGGCAUGGUGGUGCUUUAUGGGAAUGCGGCCGUAGUGUACCGUAUUCCUCUGACGUGGGGUCACAAUAAGCUCCCAUGGAAGUUGUUACAUGCUGGGCUUCUGCUCCUUUCUUUCGUUCUGUCUGUUAUCGGGCUUUGUGCGGUGUUCGACUACCACAAUGCAAACCACACAGCCAACCUCUAUUCCCUCCACAGCUGGGUGGGGAUUUGUACCACUGCGCUUUUUACUGCACAGUGGGUCAUGGGUUUUACUGCGUUUCUCUUACCCUGUACUCCAACGACGGCUCGUGCUCUUGUAAAGCCAGCUCAUGUUUGGAUGGGAGGAAUCAUCUUGGUACUAGGCAUUGUUUCCUGCAUCUCAGGGAUCAACGAAAAACUCUUUUUUGCACUAAAAGGAAACACCAAUGGGACGCUGCCUUAUUCCGCAUUACCACCAGAGGCAAUAACUGCAAAUGCAUUGGGAGUCAUCAUUGUAGCCUUUGGAUUGGUUGUUUUGAAAAUCUUAUCCAAUCAGAUAUGGCAGCGUCCUGCGCCAGGCUAUGAAGAGGGUGUUUACCAGCCACUGGGGUAUGAUGGAAGCUGAUGUGCCAAAGCUGAAAUGACUGAAAGCUAAAUAUUAUCUGCAUUCUGACUGAGUUGCACUCUUCAAUGGAAUCAAAGUCCCCUGAUGUGACAACCGUUCGUCUUCCUAUUCCUAAUUAUACAGAGCGCUGCAGAUUUUCUCUUUAUUAUAUGUUUGAUUUGAUUGUGCUGCUGUUGUUGUUGUUGUUGUAAAGCAUAAGGCAAAUUAUCGGAUGUAAAAUCACUGCUUGAUUGUCAGUGGUUUGUGCUUAUUUAUUAUUUGAGAAGACUUCUAUAAUAAAUGAUUAAAAUCACUUCAUUAAACAAGCUG